Molecule: messenger RNA, 1545 nt
Organism: Phytomonas sp. EM1
Lineage: Eukaryota; Euglenozoa; Kinetoplastea; Trypanosomatida; Trypanosomatidae
Source: the annotation of a GenBank genome assembly
AUGCACUCGCGUCUUCCGCUAUCCAUUCUCUUUUCCGCACCUGGAGGGCGACAUGCGAUCCCACAUCGCACCUUCCACGCGCCCGCUGACGACGCUUUUUUUCGUUAUUUAGAUUCCAAUGACAGCCGUCUCCCGCAGCAUCCCCUCCUCGACGCGCACGCCGCCCCUCCGGAGGCGUACGAUACCUACACCGGUGAGGAGGUCUGGGAUCACCCCCUGACCGCGGCAGAAUCCACGGCCAAACCCCCUUCCAAUGAUCCCGGAAAAGACGCAAGCGAGGAGGAAAGCGAAGGCCUCAUCGCCAAUCGUGUUUUUGACGAUGUGGUGAGCUGGGUGGAGAGGGUUUUAGGCGAGGCGUGGGCAGCCGACGGCGUCGUCCUCUGCGGGCGGUUUGUCGUGGCGAACGACUGCGCGUGGGCGGUGGCCUCGCGCGGGGCGGCCGUCUUCACCACGCGGGAGGUUUUCAUGGCGAUGCGCUGCUCCGCGAAAUUUCGACAAGACAUUCACGCGCAACGCCACGGCAACGGCGCGAUGGGGAUGGAAUUCACCCUCGCGAAAGCCCUCGCCGGGGAGGGAGCGAAGGAAAUGCGGGUUUUCCUCCCGUAUCGCCUAACCUCCGUGGAAGGCGGUGGGGAGUUGCGGUUAUCCCUACCCCUGGAGAACUACGCGGCGGUUUGUCAGCGCGCGACGGAUGUUUGCUUUCCCUCGCUCAUGAGCUGGACGGAAAGGGAGCACGACGAGAACUUCGCGGUGAUCCUGAAACGGCUGAAACAGGCGCGGCUGCUGGAGCGCGCGUCCGCGGCGAAUGACAAGUGGCUUUCGAAAUUAAAGCACAUGUUCCUGAAAGACGCACACAAUCCUUUGCGACCUACGGCGAAGAAACCCGCGGCGCCGAAACGGGGGGAGAUGCAAAAUCUCGUUCUUAUGCUCGCGGUGGAUAUCCUUUUUGAGGGUCCAUCCUUACCGAUCUACCUCCUCAGUGCUCAAACGCGGCUUUUCAUCGCCAAACCAACGUCGCUGGCUAGUCAGGAGGCUGAGAGGGAUAGAGACGCCGUCGGAGCCGAUUUACCCUAUCUUAAGGAACCUUUAAGCAGUGAUAACGAUGAUGACGAUAGCAACACUGACGUUGCCUCUUUUUCAAGCAGUUAUGAGUAUGAUAGGAUUUAUAGCAUGGAUCACAGGGAGGUUGUAUUAGGGUUUUUCCGCUUAAUCAGGGAUGAGGCGAAUUGGAAUCGAUAUGUGGACGUUAUGGCAGGCCGCUACGCGUUUUCUUUUCCGCCCCCUCGGCAGAGUCCUAAUUGCAACGGCAUUGAAAACGGCACGGCGCAUCGAACGCCUUCUAUCGCAGAGGGUAGCGAAUCGGUAAAUCACUAUUGCAUAAUAGCUUCAGACCCUUCGGAUUUAGUUACUUGCAGAGAUGACUUACGGAUGCGGGGGUUGCCCCUCGAAUUUACGAAUCCGGAUCUUCUUCGAUCGGAUCCUGAGCAGAUGGCAUUCUUACAAAAGAUUCGCGAUGGAUUGCUUAACCGUGCAGGCGAUUCUUGA